Messenger RNA from Morone saxatilis (striped sea-bass), 4902 nucleotides. RefSeq names its product RNA binding motif protein 20 (gene rbm20). The record is from RefSeq and is a predicted model, not a curated record. Gene Ontology annotation, cellular component: nucleus. Gene Ontology annotation, biological process: regulation of RNA splicing. Bases 482 to 3925 code for a protein of 1147 amino acids. Gene Ontology annotation, molecular function: mRNA binding; zinc ion binding. Lineage: Eukaryota; Metazoa; Chordata; Actinopteri; Moronidae. The transcript has 14 exons.
UGGUCCCUUUCAACUCACCCCCCUUCUGCUGUCCCCUGAGCCCACCUCGUCUGUUAUUCCCUCUUAACGUUCACUCAGUCAACCUCCUGUUUCCCUUUGAAGAGGCUCUGCUCUGAUUUCCCCAUGUUUUGACUCUGGAGAGAAGAGGGAAAGUGAAGGAAACUCUUGUACGAGUAUAUAGUGUAGUUUAUAGGGAAAGAGAGUUAGAGAGAAGAGCCUAAAGGGGGCUUUGCAGCCUUUGCCGCUGUCGAUCAGGAGUAGCUGAGUGGAAGAGCCCCCGCUCAGCAGCCGGUCUUUUCCUGCCUGCUGGCCUUUCUGUCAUCUGUCCAUGCAGUAAGGGGAGAGAAGAACAGAGCAGGCUAGAGAAAGUUGCCUCAUCAGGAUUUGCAGUCUUUGGACUGUGAUAGUUAUUUUUGAGUGGGGUGUUUGGGGAGGUUAGGGGUGUUAAGACUGCAGGUGGUGCUAGGGAGUUUGUAUUGCCAUGCAGCAAGCUUGGGAUCGGACAAGUAGCACUGAGAGUGUCAAGAAAGGCCAUACAAAAAUGCUGGGAAAAGGACAAAGUGGCGGAUACCCCCCUGAGACAACAAGUGAACUCUUGCAGAGCAUCAGUGCGGUGCCUGUGGACAGCAGCGAUAAGAAGGCCCUUCAGGUGGGGGGCCAGCUGCCAGCAGGGCCUCAGCAGCAGAACCAGCAGCUCUUUCUGACCCCAGCCAGCCUCCAGCUCGCUCAGCUCCAGGCCCAGCUUACCCUCCAUCGCCUCAAACUGGCUCAGGGGGGCAAUACAGCCACUGCUGCCACUGUUCUCAAUCAGGUUCUUUCAAAUGUCGCCAUGUCCCAACCCCUGUUCAAUCAGCUACGGACUACGACUAUGGUUGGGAAUCCUCAGGGUGCCUUCCCCACAGGGGUGCUAGGUUUUCCCUCUGCAAAUUCAGCCUUGGGUACCUUGGUGGGUGGGGGAUUCAACCAAAACCCAGGAAAUGUGAGAUUAAAUCAUCCUGGUGGAGGGGGCACAGUGGGUCAACAUGGUGCAGAAUAUGGUAAAAAGUCAGGGUCAGCUUACCCCUCUGAUACCGACAGGCGUCUUCAGUACAACUUAGUUGGAGGGACAUCUGCAGCAUCAGCCACGGCUGGUGAUGGGCAGUACUCAGCGAUUAACACUCAAGCAAAAAACAUGAACAGUGUUGGCUUCCAGAGAGAUUUCUGUGGGCAGGAUAUGCUGGGGCACCAAACUGGGUUCAGUGUUAAUGAGCAGAACAUGAAUGUUUAUAACUCCACUGGGCAUAAGGAACAAUGGAAAUUCCCUGCUAACCUGAGUCACACUGGAAAGGCGGAUAUGGUUUCUAAUGCUGCCAACGUGUGGACAGCAGCUGGACAACCAAUUCGGUCCAGAACGGAACUGUAUAACCCUGAGGAGCCGACCCCUGACCCCAAGUUCAAUCCCAGUAGUGGGGUUUCCUCCUUCGGUCCAAGUGGCACACAGGGGUUUGGGGGCUACCAGCCCCUGCAUGGAAGCGAGGAAAACCAAUCUUCAGGUGUCCGAACACUUCAGCCUUAUCAAGUCAACGAUUACCAUGCUGUCACACCCACGCAACUGCCACACCAGUGUAGCAUCUGUGACAAGAAGGUCUACAAUCUCAAGGACUGGGACCAGCAUGUGAAGGGAAAACUACACCUGCAGAACCGAAUGUUGUACACAAAAGAGAGCUCCGCAGGAGUAUCAGCUGGAGCUGUUCACUACGCUGUCGGCAGGCCUUCUGAUGGAGGUCUGAACACCGGAGGAACAAAUUCCAUGGUCUACUCUGCUCCUAGUCAAGAUGUAUCCUCAGGAGCCAAUACAUCAUACUUACCAGCUGCAGCCAUGAAGACUUAUCCCAUGUCAGACACCGGAUUUUCCUCUCACCAGCCAGAGUCAAAGCCAUUUCCGCCCAGAAAGGCCACAGUGGGGCGAGUCGUUCACAUCUGCAACCUCCCUGAAGGCAGCUGCACAGAGAAUGAUGUCAUUAACCUGGGAAUAUCCUUUGGCAAAGUCACCAACUAUAUCCUCAUGCGCUCUACCCAUCAGGCAUUUCUGGAGAUGGCGUAUGUUGAAGCAGCUCAGGCCAUGGUUCAAUACUAUCAACUUACUCCAGCUACGAUCAACAAUCAGAAACUUCUCAUACGAAUGUCUAAGAGGUACAAGGAGCUGCAACUCAAGAAACCAGGUAAAGAUGUUCAAUCGAUCAUCCAGGAUAUCAGUUCUCAGCGGGAAAGGGACGAGAUGCAAGAACUUGAACACUACAUGCCAGAGAGGGCACGCUCCCGCAGCCCUAUCAGCCGCUCUCUGAGUCCUCAUUCACACAGCCCCAGUUUUACAUCAUGCAGCUCAGCCCACAGCCCCCAGGGGGCAUCAUGCAGGGGUCCAGAGAGAGGCAGCAAUGGCCUUGGCCCCCGCCGGGGCUCUUGGGAUUGGUCAUCACACUUGAGAAGGGCUGAGGACGAAAGGGAGAGGGACGACCCAUGGAGGAACGGGGGCAGCGUGGAAGACGAUCGCCCUAAUGGACGGACAGUCGACCGUCGGAAGGCUUACCAGAAACCCUUAGAUCACAUCAACUCGAGAUCUGCAGAUGAGCGAGGAGGAGGAGGAGGAGGUGGUGAAGGGAUGAGGGGCAACAGAGACUGGCACCCGAGGGGCAGCCCUCAAGGCAUGUCCUUCAACUCUUACAGGAACAUGGAGGAUGACUUCUACAUGAAGGAACAAAUGUACAAGUCAGACAAGCCGCCCAGACCUCCAUACCAAAGACAUGAUGCAAAGGCAAAGAGGAGGGAUGCUGGUGACUACCACAGUAGAUCGAGGCAUUCUGAGUUUGAGAUGACCGAGGAGUCACUUCGCAGAACACUAGAAGACAAGAGGCAGAGUUCACCAGACAGGGGCAGGAGCAAAAAGACAAGUAGGAGGCACACCACGGCGGAAAAACAUGAGCGAGAGCAUGCUACUGAAAACACUGAUCGUCAGUCAAAAGAGAAAUCUGUGUCACCUCAGCAAAGUAAUAAGCCAAAAGAGACAACUGAAUGUAGUAAAGGUAGAGACACUGUGAAGGAGUGGGAAAGUGGAGAUGACACUGAUGAAGAGUGUUGGUAUCCUAAGAACAUGGAGGAGCUGGUCACUGUAGAUGAAGUGGGAGGGGAGGAUGAUUCCAUUAUUGAGCCAGACCUUCCUGAGCUGGAAAAGUACGCAUCCUGCACCAAAGAGUCUGUAGAGGAAGAUGCAGUGGAGAAGCAGAUACUACCACCUACUUCUUCCUCCUUGGAGGCGCAGGAGGCAUCUAAAGAGAAGUCUAAUCAGGAAAAGUUCAGUGAGGAUGCUGGUGACCACGCAGAAACAUCUGUAACUGAGAAACCAGAGAAUGUUUUAACUGCAGCCAGUGCUAAAGAGCAGAAACUCCAGUGGCCCCAGUGUCCAGUGGCUCCUGAGCUACCAGCCACUAACCUUAGUGACUUCCCCAAUGAGGAGUUCAAGGCUGCGCUGGAGGAGACAUGUUCAGAGGAUAAAGUAACCAAAAGUGGGACAUCAGAAGAGUCAAUGGAAAAUCACAUGGAUGGAUCAAAGGACAGCAAACCCCUGGAAGAAGGACAGGUCACGGAAACUAUAAAUAUUGGAGCUCAACAUAAGGAUGGCAGUCUUAAAAGAGAGAUCGAGGCCCCUUCGCCAUCUUGUGAGCAAGGUAAAGCUGUCAGUGAACACAGCAUCCCUUUGGGAGUGGAGUUCAUCGUGCCGAGGACCGGCUUCUACUGUAAACUGUGCGGACUUUUCUAUACCAGUGAGGACACCGCGAAGACCACUCACUGCCGCAGCACUGUACACUACAGGAACCUACAGAAAUACCUGUCCCAGCUGGCAGAGGAGAAUCUGUCGGGCGCGCUUGAUGAACCUGCGGCUGCACAGUGACAUCAGCUAGCAGCAGAGGAAAGAUUCAUGUAUGUGUGCUGUUGGUGCAAGGCUGCGGACAACAACAGCGUGGAUAAUGUGACACAUGGAAGCUAGAGUGUGUGGACAAUUGCACUGGUUUUGAUAUUUUGGGGCAGGGAUGCUUGAAUGUCUUGAAUGGCACUGACUGUCCCAGCUAUAGAGGCUCUCAAUCUUGUACAUACCUGAAGUGUCAUGUAUAGAAAGGCUACAAUAUUUAAUUGCAAUGUUUGGGGGGUUUAUACAUUUUCUUACAGUUUAUUUAAUUAGAUUGUGUGUGAUAUUUUUUGGAAUGGGAAUGUAUUUACAAUGACUGUAAUUACUAAGAAGCUUUUUCAGUAAGGGCUUAUGUCAGUCCCUUCUCUGAGUUUAUUUUAAUUAUACUCCUAGCAACAGUCAUAAUUUUACAACUGCAAAAUGACUUGGAAUAUGUGCCAAGGAAUGUUUUUACUCAGUUAAAAAAAACUGAGGCUGAUUCUCAGGUUUGUUGUAUUUGUUGAAUAGAUUUUAAGUACACGACAUUUACAUUUUUAUUUAUAUCUGGGGCUUUAAAGACUCUUGCUCAAUGUCUUUUAUCUUGUGCCAGUUUGUGCACUACAGUAUCUGUCUGUCAGGUGAAAAUGUACAUCAUUUGGAUUGAUAAUGAUGCAACUAUGCAAAAGACCUUUAUUUUCUGGAAGUUUUAUGUUGGAUUUAAUUCAAUAAGACAAUCCCAGUCAUAUUUGCCAAUAUAUUUAAUGCCUUAAAUAUUGAAGACCUUAAACUGGACCAUGUAUUUAAUUUAUCAGUUAAACAUUUCAUGUUACAGUGAUUUCUUCAGGAUUAUCAAGCCAGAAAUUGUUUUUGUAUACUGUGAAUACUGAUCCUGUGACAUCAAUGAUAGCGUUGUUUUCUUUGACAAACUUUUCAUAUGAUUUUUUUGAUGCAAAAAAAACCUUCAAUAAACAUUUUAAACUUGA